GGUUUGCUUGAGUGGGACUCGGUGGGUAUGGCUUGUUCGCGUUAUCAAAGGAGGGGUACGAGGGUGUUUUUUGCUGUGCUUCGUUCUGCUGGGUGGUGUUUGCGGGCAUCACUUGAGUGGUGUUCGCUGUGCUUUGUUUUGCUAGGUGGUGUUUGCUGGCUCUACUUGAGUGGUGUUCGCCGGACCUCGUUCUGCUGGGUGAUGUUCGCUGCGCUCGCUGUACCUCGUUCUGCUGGGUGAUGUUCGCCGUACUUUAUUCUGCUGGGUGUUCGCUGUACCUCGUUGUACCUCGUUCUGCUGAGUGUUCGCUGUACCUCGCCUCGCUGUUCCUCGUUAGGCUAGGUGCUGUUCCGAGUACCCUGGUCUGGUGGAUGUUCGCUGUACCUUGUUCUGCUGAAUGGUGUUCGCCGUCAUCCGAUCGGGAGGCUGCUCGGAAUAGCUUGCUCGCCUGUGGCCCUCGCUUCGCUCGGAAUAGCUUGUUCGGCCAGUCACCCUCGCUUCGCUCGGGACUAGAUUGCUCGCCUACUCACCCUCGCUUUGCUCGGGGUAGCUUGCUCGCCCACUCACCCUCGCUUCGCUCGGGAAUUGUACUUUCACCCUGGGACCCACCUCGCUUCGCUCGGAAUAGCUUGGUCGCCUGUGGCCCUCGCUUCGCUCGGGCUAGGGGUUAGGUGUUUGAGAGGGGCCCACCACUUUUUUCUGCUUCACGUUCAUGCUCAUCUCGUCUGCCAC
Messenger RNA from Kockovaella imperatae, 732 nucleotides. RefSeq lists its product as hypothetical. Bases 240 to 671 code for a protein of 143 amino acids. The record is from RefSeq and is a predicted model, not a curated record. The transcript has a single exon. NCBI's taxonomy places the organism in Eukaryota, Fungi, Basidiomycota, Tremellomycetes, Tremellales, Cuniculitremaceae.